GUGUAGAGGAACAUGUGCUGCUUUCUUUUAUGACAAAGCUGUGAAACUGCGUUUGUUAACUGUGGAGGUGUAGGGUACUCGGGUGUAUCUUUGUGUGCGUGCUGUGUGUCUCCGAGGCUCGUGCAGUUUCAGAGUAUCCGGAAACAUGCCGAAAAGGGCCAAGAAAGCCGAAGAGGGUUCUGCAGAUGGCGGUAACAACAAUGGAACAGAAACGGCAGUGAAGAAAGCAAAGAAGGCAAAGGAACCAGAGCAGCCCAUUCUGUAUGAAGAUCCGCCGGAUAAGAUGACCAGCAAGGAUGGCCGUGCAGCCAACAUGAAGAUAACAUCUUGGAAUGUAGAUGGCCUUCGUGCCUGGGUUAAGAAGAAUGGAAUUGGUUGGGUGCGUCAGGAAGCUCCAGAUGUGAUCUGCCUUCAGGAGACAAAGUGUGCUGAAAGAGCCUUGCCAAAAGAGAUCACCUCCUUACCAGAGUAUCCACAUAAGUACUGGGCUGGAUCUGAAGACAAAGAGGGGUACAGUGGGGUGUCCAUGCUAUGCAAAACUCAGCCUCUCAGUGUCACCUAUGGCAUUGGAAAAGAUGAGCAUGACAAGGAGGGGCGUGUGAUCACUGCUGAGUUCCCAUCGUUCUUCUUGGUCACGGCCUACGUGCCCAACGCAGGGCGCGGUUUGGUGCGACUCGAAUACCGCAAGACAUGGGAUGUGGACUUCCGUGCCUACCUCUGCAACCUGGACCAGCGCAAGCCCUUGGUGCUGUGUGGUGACCUCAACGUGGCCCAUCAAGAGAUCGACCUCAAGAACCCAAAGGGCAACCGCAAGAAUGCUGGCUUCACCCCCGAGGAGCGUGAAGGCUUCAGCCAGCUCCUUGCCACUGGAUUCACCGACACCUUCCGUGAGCUGUAUCCAGAGCAGACCAAUGCCUACACCUUCUGGACCUACAUGAUGAACGCCCGGGCCAAGAACGUGGGCUGGCGGCUGGACUACUUUUUGCUGUCAGCCGCCUUGCUCCCUGGCUUGUGCGACAGCAAGAUUCGUAGCACUGCCAUGGGUAGUGACCACUGCCCCAUCACCCUGUACCUGGCUGUGUAGGGUUGAUCCCUUGUAACUUCAGUAUAUAAUCUCAUUCUCAAGUAUCUAAGGGCAGGGGUAGAUUUUAUUUUGGAAUCCCCCCCAAUCAAUUUAGAUCUUCACAUUAACACAGUAAUGUGUAGUUUAAGAUUCUCUAUAUCUCUCUCUCUCUCUCU
Electrophorus electricus (electric eel) is the source of this 1239-nucleotide messenger RNA. It is a transcript of the gene apex1, whose product is annotated as APEX nuclease (multifunctional DNA repair enzyme) 1. The record is from RefSeq and is a predicted model, not a curated record. Gene Ontology annotation, cellular component: nucleus. Gene Ontology annotation, molecular function: phosphoric diester hydrolase activity; endonuclease activity; DNA-(apurinic or apyrimidinic site) endonuclease activity. NCBI's taxonomy places the organism in Eukaryota, Metazoa, Chordata, Actinopteri, Gymnotiformes, Gymnotidae. Gene Ontology annotation, biological process: base-excision repair.